UUAGUGAGCACAAAGGAUGCGGUUGUCUCAUUGGAUGGCUUUGGCCGUCCUUUUCGGAGGUACGGUAACCGGUGAUAUUGUCAACGAACUACCUCCAGAAGAGUUCGACGUCAAAAUCGGCGAAACAGUAGCCGUUUCUAUCGCAUCUAACGAUGGAUUCACUAACACCGAAUGUCUAAUCCAGACUCCAGAUGGCGGGCCACAUUCUCUUCAAGAACUUGACUUUAUUGAUGUUAUAACCGAAGCGGGGGUUGAUUGCAGCAUUAAGAUUAAAGUAACCGAAGAGAUAGAAGGCGCCUGGACUCUUAUUAGCCGAGCCACGUCGUUCGGUAGUCCUGUGAAGAGAACAUUACCCUUCACUAUCAAUAUAGUUCCAGGUGAACACGAUGAAUCCGAUGAUGAAAAAACAGAAUCAGAAGAAGAAGAAGAAAAAGAAAAAGAAUCAGAAGAAAAAAAAGAAACGGAUGAAGACGAUGGCAAAACUACAUGGUUAACUGAAAUCAGACGCUUCACCAGAACUGAACAAAUCGUUGAUGUGUCUUUACCGAACAUUGGAUACGAUGAAAUAUGCACUGUCAUUACUCCUGACAGAAAAACCAUUACGGCCGCAGAAAUAGAAAUUCCAGGAGUUAAAGUACAAAGUAAAAGCGUUUUUGUUUCAUGUAGAAUCAGUAUCGGGCCACUGAAGUCAAAUUUACUGGGGAAGUGGACUCUCUGUGGAAGACGAGAUGAUGCUGAGGAGCGAAGAUGUCAGGUCGUCACUAUUGAAUGGAACAGUGAGAACGCACCCCAUGCGUUAUGGGACUCCCGAACUCAGCCUCUUUUCAAACAUCCCGUCAAUCUGAACGGAAUUUUGACACCAGUCGUUAUAGGCUCAGGAUCUUUGUUAACGUGCCAUAUUGUUACGCCCAAUGGUGAAGAUUUAGUCGUCUUACCGGAGACGAAAUACCCUGGCAUCGUCCGCGCAGAAUCCAGUACAACGGGUUGUAGUAUCGCAAUUGGUCCCAUAACACAGGACAUGUUGGGACAAUGGGAACUUUAUGGAAUGUUUAGAUCAGUGCUAGGACUGAAUGAAGUCCGUUUGCCAAUGAACUUUGAGUUGUAUGAUACUGACAACCCUUACAAUCAAGCGUACAAUUUAACUGUUUUGGAUGCAAAAAGACAUGUAAUCAAUUUGGGUUCUACAAUAUCAGUAGAAGUUAGUGGUCACGGAACGAUGGACAGCUGUGAAUUUGUUGCUCCUUCAGGGCAAGCUUAUCAAAGUACUGGCAAGAAUAAUUUCGAAGGAGUUCAGUUUGUAAAUGUAGACGGCAUUAUAGCUUGCCGUAUCUCGAUCGGUCCCAUUACCGAAGUAAUGCUUGGGAAAUGGCAAAUUGUCGGGAAAUUCAAUGAUGGAAAUAUAUUUAACGAGAGACAAUUGCCUUUUGAAGUCAUACGCGAAGAUCCUGCAAAUCCUAUUGACGAUGUUGACAGAAUUGUGACCACGAUUGACGAUAGGAAAUACGAUACUGAAAUCGGUGCGACCCACGAGAUCAUCAUAAAUCGUGGAGAUUUCAUUAAAAGUGAACUCUGUCAGAUCAGGACACCUUCGGGAAGACAGUACACCUUAAUGGAUGGCUUCAACCUACAAGGGAUAGAGAUUAUAGAAGAUACGAAUGUGGAAUGUGGAAUAAGAAUGACUGUGCUAUCUGAAGAUAUGAUCGGCGAAUGGGUGCUAAUUUCAAAAGUUACGAUGCUCUCUGAUCCUAUGGAAAGAAAACUCGUGUUUAAAAUUCACAUUGAAGAGCGCGUCGAACCUAAUUCUGCAAGCAUUACAAUAACUGAAGGCAACGAUUUAUACCUUAGACUGAAGAAUCCGGUAGACAAACAAGACACCUGCAAACUCAUUGCUCCUAACUCACGUGCUUUCGAAAUAGAUGAACCAAACGCGAGACUGUGUGGAUUCUUGGCUAGAGCCGUUUCGGAUCAGGAUAGUGGAGAAUGGGAAAUACAAUAUGGAGAUACAAUUUUAUACAGAGCUGUAAUAAAUGUUAAUGUUGUCGAAAGAAGUACUAUACAAGUGCAAGAUUUAACAAUAAUUGAAGGUAGUAAGCUGAUUACGGAAAUCGGUCCAGAUGAUUUGGUGUUUUGUAAACUAGAAGAUCCAUUAGGCGUGACCGUAUAUGAAGGUUUCGGCAGAUGCGUGAUCCGUGUCGAUCGAGCGACAAGAAACCAUAAUGGCAAAUGGAAGAUGUCUAUUGGAUUACAAGGGCGUAUUCUACUUGAAGAACUCACUUUUACAGUUCACGUUAGAAGUGCAGGAUCCAGACAAGUACAGACUUCCGUGCGCAGGGAACGUCCUUCGGUGGUCAUAUCAUGUUCGCUUACGAGCAACGUCGAAGUCCGCGCUUGUAAGUUCCGCGAUCCCCGCGGCAAAAUCCUGAUCGCUUCACGCGGAGUCGGAGAGGACAGAUAUGCUUACCACGGCUCCGAAGUGACCUACAAGUCCGACUUGUCCAGCCACGAGUGUGGGAUCCGGCUGACGAACCCUUCGGAGGAAGACCUGGGUCUGUGGCGCUGCGGCAUGGAAACUGAAACCGAGACUCACUAUGGUUUCCUACCGGUUAUUUGUCCUUGGUUACUGGACACAUCGGAAAUCCAAGACAAGGUUGUCACUGAGCCAAUCCUGAGUGCGGAUACAAGUUACGUGUCGUCUCCUGAAGGUCAGGCCGUUGUGAUGUCGUGCUCUGUGUCUGCUACGAUACAAUACUGUUACUUCAGAGCACAAAACGGAACAGUAUUCAGUGUUACGCCUGGGGCCACCUCUACCUACACUGAGUAUGUAGGCAAUGGCUUCGCUGCCGGCGAGUGUGGAGUCAGGUUUGAUGGCUUGUUGACGACUGAUGGCGGUCGAUGGAGUUGCCACGUCGGACUCUUGGACAGCGAGCAGGAACAACGGGCGGAGAUCACUCUUCAUAUUUUCGAGCAAAUGAGAGUUAGGCAUUACAUCCAUCCGCGCGGCCUGAUGGUGGAAGCCGACAUUGAGACGCCUGAAGAGUUGGAGUACUGCAGAUUCGUGCGCAUCGACGGUCUAGGAUUCACAAGUGAAAAUGUACCGAGCGGUUACCAGAGCCUGAGUAAUCUUCAGGAAGGUCUGUGCGCACUGCUGAUGCGUGACCAGACAACGCUGAACCUUCACCCCUGGACUGUGGCCGCUAAGGUUCACGGGCAGACGGAGAUAACGAGAACCAGCACCCAGAACUUGCUGUGGACCUUAAGCCAGAGGACCGCCACGGUCUAUUCGAUAUACUUGUUCACCGUGGUGAUGUUCAUUCUGCUGGCGACGGUGCUGGUGGGAGUCAGCCUCGGCCCCAAGAAGAACAGGAAGUGGACGUACGACCGGGUCUCGCGUUUGAGUACCAAUAUCAGGAACAGCUUCCGGAAACAGAAGCCUGUUGGCGGCGUUUAGAAGAACGAAAAACAACAAAAAAAGAACAAUUUUUGCCGCGAGUGUUCUUAAAAUAAAUAU
Bombyx mandarina (wild silkworm) is the source of this 3508-nucleotide messenger RNA. RefSeq lists its product as uncharacterized. NCBI's taxonomy places the organism in Eukaryota, Metazoa, Arthropoda, Insecta, Lepidoptera, Bombycidae. The record is from RefSeq and is a predicted model, not a curated record.